GACCAGGACCGCCGGGACCGGGACCGGGACCGGGAGGCCGGGCCGCGGAGGCCUGGAAGAGACACAUCAUGGGUCAGCUGAAGCACCGAGACCUGAACCAGCACGACCAGCACCAGGACCUGAUCCUCCUCUACACUCGGCUGCUGGAGAAAACCAGCCUGACCAAAGGAAUCCUGAGAGAAUCCACCAGGAGUCCCUCCUCUGACAGCAGCUGCUCCGUCUUAUCUCUGCUUCACCAGAACAACCAGCUGAAGAAAAAAACAGGAGAGUUGGCCUAUCAGGUGUUGGAGCUGCAGCAGAAGGUUAAAGACAAAGAACUCGUUCUGGAGGAGCAGCGUUCCAGUCUGCUGGAGGUCAGUCGGCGGCUGGAGGGUGCGUUUGAUUCUCGUCAGGAGCUGCAGCGGCAGGUGGAGAAGGUUCAGGAGGAGAACGGGUCGUUGAAGACGAAGUACGACAACCUGCUGGAGCGUCAGAGACGGGAGGAGACCAAACUCCGAGAGGAAAAGGUCAAAGGGGAUCAUCUGCUGGAGAACAUGAUCGGCCCCAAACAGCAGGCCGCCGCCCGCAUGAACAACCGCAACCAACGCCGCUCCAGAGCUCGAGAGGCGAACCUGCAGAAGGAGCUGCAGACUGCUGCUGGGUCAAAGGUCACCCUGGACAGUUGUUCCAGCGCUCCGUCCUCCAGAUCGACAUCUCCAAAGUCUCCAGAGUCCAGAGACGGAGGACACGCCAGACUGUUCAGGUCUUCAUCGGUUUCGUCUCCGAGGAUCCUCUCGUCCAUCAGAGAACUCUUUCAGAAGAGGCGGGGCCACUCUGUCUGCAGUCUGGAGGAGGAUCAGGUGUUUCCUGUCAGGAUCAGUCUGUCGGCCCGAGUACCUGUUAGAGCGCUGCAAGUACUGGAGGCCCAUGAGCAGGGCAUUAACGCUGUGAGGUUCAGCUCCUGCUCUCAGCUGCUGGCGACGGGAGGGACAGACAGACAGGUCAAACUGUGGGAGGUCCGAGCAGGCUCGCUGACUCACAGGGCGUCUCUGGACGGCGGCACAGAGGGGAUCACCUGCGUGGAGUUCGACGCCGCGGGUAGCAGGAUCUUGGCGUCCUCCUAUGAUAGGUCGGCCUUGCUGUGGCGGUUGGAUGACUCCGUUCCCAAGUGGACUCUGACGGGUCACAGCAGGAAGGUGACAGCAGCGAGGUUCAGUGGUUGUCUCCAUCAGGUGGUGACGGGCAGCGCAGACAGAACCAUCAGACUGUGGGACCUGCAGAGAGCCGCCUGUGUCCAGGUGGUGGCCGUGCCGUCUUACUGCAGUGAUCUGGUUUGUUCUGAGAACUUCAUCAUCAGUGGACACUUUGACUCCAAGAUCAGAGUCUGGGACACCAGGACGCUCCGCUGCGUUCAGGAGCUUCCCGCUCAGGGGAAAGUCACGUCGCUGGACAUCAGCUCCGACCAGCGUCAGCUGCUCAGCUGUUGCCGUGACGACUGCCUCCAGCUGGUCGACUUGAGGGGGCGGAGCAACGACCGCGUGUGCUUCAGAGCGGAGGGCUUUACAUGUGGCAGCGACAGCACCAAAGCUGUGAUCAGUCCAGACGGUUGUUUUCUCGCUGCCGGAUCAGCUGACGGUGCCGUUUACAUCUGGAAUGUUUCCACCGGCAACCUGGAGACCCGCCUACCUGACAGACACAGUUCGUCCAUCAGUGCCGUGGCCUGGUCUCUGUCCGGUGAAUAUGUGGUCAGUGUGGACCGGAGUCGGCUGGCCGUCCUCUGGAGUGACAUCUGAGACACGUUGUCACGGCAACACACCUCCCAAAAAACCAAACUGAUCUGAGAGCUGUCGAAGGGAACAUUUGUGUUUUUAAGCUAUUUGUUGAUCGGAGAAAAGGGAUGUGCUUGGUGCCUUUUUUACAUUUGCAUUUUAUAACAUAACUGGGAACCAUUAAAACAAACUGGGAACCAUUAACUGUUAGAACCAAACAAAGGGAACCUUCACACAGAGACAGGGAACACAUAACCGCCGUGCAUUAAUCAACUAAGCUGCUCUCAUGUGCUUUUCUGCAUAAAAUUGUAUAUUUAUAUUGUUUCUAUUUUCACUGAGUAAUAUUUUUUUAACCAGUCCUGAUCAUAACUACCAAAUAUUUAUUCAUUUUCAGAAUUUUAACCCUUUAAAUGCCAAUUUGUUUUGAUGAUGACACACUUGUUGUUUUUUAUAUAAAAAAAUUAAAAUGAA
Messenger RNA from Anoplopoma fimbria (sablefish), 2219 nucleotides. RefSeq names its product protein Atg16l2 (gene atg16l2). Gene Ontology annotation, biological process: negative stranded viral RNA replication; autophagosome assembly. The transcript is spliced from 18 exons. NCBI's taxonomy places the organism in Eukaryota, Metazoa, Chordata, Actinopteri, Perciformes, Anoplopomatidae. Gene Ontology annotation, cellular component: autophagosome membrane. Gene Ontology annotation, molecular function: protein binding. The record is from RefSeq and is a predicted model, not a curated record. The coding region runs from base 69 to 1772 and encodes 567 amino acids.